This is a messenger RNA of Cyclocybe aegerita, 738 nucleotides long. The record is from the annotation of a GenBank genome assembly. NCBI's taxonomy places the organism in Eukaryota, Fungi, Basidiomycota, Agaricomycetes, Agaricales, Hemipholiotaceae.
AUGGCCAGCCCACGCUGGAAGAUCGCCAUUGAGAAGGCGUUGUCACAAUACAAAAAUCAAAAUGCGAUGCAGGUCGCAACUCUCGACUUCUCCAGCUCCCUUGGAACCAUCCCCCGCGCUCGCUCCCAAAUAUUCCGCGACUGGCUCGAGAGUCCGCAAAAUCCCUCGCUCCCCCUCCUCCUAUCCUCAACAGACAUCCGCACACCCAAAGUCUCCCAGCUGACUGCUUCCUCCAAAGCCGAAGUCGUCUGGUGGAUCGAAGGCACCGUGCAACAGUUCCGCAUCAUCGCCGACAUCUACCUCGUCCCCCAACCUACCCAUGCGCUGCACGCCCACUUCCUCGAUGUGCUCUCCAAGUCUGAGCACGGGACGGGCCUGGCGUUGUUUAAGGAAGAAGACUGGGAGGCUCGGCGCGUCGCACUUUUCAAGACGAUGAGCGCGCAUAUGAAGGCGAGCUGGUGCAGACCCACGCCUGGAAGUCCGUUGAAAGGUGGUCAGGAGGAGGCAAAGAAGUGGCCGGAAUGUGUCGACAAGCCAGAUCCGGAUGCGGGGAAGGAGAAAUACGAGGAGGCGAAGAGGAACUGGGAGAUGGCGUUGGGGAAUUUCGCAUUGAUGAUUAUCGACCCUAUCGAGGUCGAUUUUGUGGAUUUGUCAAGUCCUCCGGACAAGAGGACGCUUUUUACGAAGAUCAGUGGGGGCGAGGGAGUCCAGUGGGAGGAAACAGAAUUAGUACCCUGA